Molecule: messenger RNA, 3045 nt
Organism: Lepus europaeus (European hare)
Lineage: Eukaryota; Metazoa; Chordata; Mammalia; Lagomorpha; Leporidae
Gene: CDC23
Product: cell division cycle 23
Exons: 16
Coding region: 30-1823 (597 amino acids)
Biological process (GO): cell division
Cellular component (GO): anaphase-promoting complex
Molecular function (GO): protein binding
Source: RefSeq, a predicted model, not a curated record
GAUUGGCUGGAGUGGCCCGAGCCAGGAAAAUGGCCGCGAGUACGUCCGUAGCCCCGGUGGCUGUGACGGCGGCUGUGGUGCCUGUCCUGGCCACGAACGCCGAUUUCUCAGAUUUGCGGGAAAUUAAAAAGCAGCUGCUGCUGAUCGCAGGCCUUACCCGGGAGCGGGGCCUGCUGCACAGUAGCAAAUGGUCGGCGGAGUUGGCCUUCUCCCUCCCGGCCCUGCCUUUGGCCGAGCUGCAGCCGCCGCCGCCUGUUACCGAGGAGGAUGCCCAGGACAUGGAUGCUUACACCCUGGCCAAGGCCUACUUUGAUGUUAAAGAGUAUGAUCGGGCAGCACAUUUCCUGCAUGGCUGCAAUAGCAAGAAAGCCUAUUUCCUGUACAUGUAUUCCAGAUACCUGUCUGGAGAGAAAAAGAAGGAUGAUGAAACAGUUGAUAGCCUAGGCCCCUUGGAAAAAGGACAAGUGAAAAAUGAGGCUCUUAGAGAACUGAGAGUGGAGCUUAGCAAAAAACACCAAGCUCGGGAACUUGAUGGAUUUGGCCUUUAUCUGUAUGGUGUGGUGCUUCGAAAACUGGACUUGGUGAAAGAGGCCAUUGAUGUGUUUGUGGAGGCCACCCAUGUUUUACCUUUGCAUUGGGGAGCCUGGUUAGAACUUUGUAACCUGAUCACAGACAAAGAGAUGCUGAAGUUCCUGUCUUUGCCAGACACCUGGAUGAAAGAGUUUUUUCUGGCUCAUAUAUACACAGAGUUGCAGUUGAUAGAGGAGGCCCUUCAGAAGUAUCAGAAUCUCAUUGAUGUGGGCUUUUCUAAAAGCUCUUAUAUUGUUUCCCAAAUUGCAGUUGCAUAUCACAAUAUCAGAGAUAUCGACAAAGCCCUCUCCAUUUUUAAUGAGCUGAGGAAGCAAGACCCUUACAGGAUUGAAAAUAUGGACACAUUCUCCAACCUGCUUUAUGUCAGAAGUAUGAAAUCUGAAUUGAGUUAUUUGGCUCAUAACCUCUGUGAGAUUGAUAAAUAUCGUGUAGAAACAUGCUGUGUAAUUGGUAAUUAUUACAGUUUACGUUCUCAGCAUGAGAAAGCAGCCUUAUAUUUCCAGAGAGCCCUGAAAUUGAAUCCUCGGUACCUAGGGGCCUGGACACUGAUGGGACACGAGUACAUGGAAAUGAAGAACACCUCUGCUGCUAUCCAGGCUUACAGACAUGCCAUUGAAGUCAACAAGCGGGACUACAGAGCCUGGUAUGGCCUUGGGCAGACCUAUGAAAUCCUUAAAAUGCCAUUUUACUGCCUUUAUUAUUACAGACGAGCCCACCAGCUUCGGCCCAAUGAUUCUCGUAUGCUGGUUGCUUUAGGAGAAUGUUAUGAGAAACUCAAUCAACUAGUAGAAGCCAAAAAGUGUUACUGGAGAGCUUAUGCCGUGGGAGAUGUGGAGAAGAUGGCUCUGGUGAAACUGGCAAAGCUUCAUGAACAGUUGACAGAGUCAGAACAGGCUGCCCAGUGCUACAUCAAAUAUAUUCAAGAUAUCUAUUCCUGUGGGGAGAUAGUGGAACACUUGGAGGAAAGCACAGCCUUCCGCUAUCUGGCCCAGUACUACUUUAAGUGCAAGCUGUGGGAUGAAGCUUCAACUUGUGCCCAGAAGUGUUGUGCAUUCAAUGAUACCCGGGAAGAAGGUAAGGCCUUGCUUCGGCAAAUCCUACAGCUCCGGAACCAAGGCGAGACUCCGACCAGUGAGAUGCCUGCUCCCUUUUUCCUCCCUGCCUCGCUGUCUGCCAACAACACUCCCACCCGCAGAGUUUCUCCACUCAACUUGUCUUCUGUCACACCGUAAUUGGCUACUUCAAGCAAGUACAUUGCUAGACCCAUAGUAAGCCUUACUUCCAUGUAAAGAAUGGCCAUGUUGUUCAUCCAAGGACCUCAGCUCUCAUUUCUACAGAUGGAAACAGCUCCUUGGGGACAGUGUAUAUAAUCACCUCCAGAGGCGGACUGACAGAUGAAUAUUGGCAGGUACAGAUUUUGUCUUUUGCCAGUUAGGAGCACUUGUGUCUCUUCCGUUCACAGAGUGGCUGCAGAUCUUGGUCUUCUUCACAGAGGCAUUUUUCAUCCCCCUAAAAGUAUCCCUUUUACAGCACUUUAGCACAGGCUUCAGGAACAAAGUGUUAAUGCUUCUGGAGUGCGAGAGACAAGGAAGGAAGCAAAGUCUGCCACUGUACUUUCUGCUGGCAGUAGCCAUAACUGAGUACCCUAGGAGGAGGUCAGGGCACUUUGUAGAAAUAACCUCAUUCUUGGAUCAGCUGAGCAUGACCCCAAUUUUGAAGUCAGAGAUUAGGUUUAAAUGGAGUAGAGCUAUCCAUUUGUACUUUCUCAAGGGAGGCAUUCUUCCAAAACUGGUUUGAGAAGGAGUCUUCUAAAAGCUUUCAAGUUGGAAGUUACUAGAGUUGAAUAAAAGGACAAAAGAAACUCACUGAAGCAUGGAACUGCUGAUGACCCUUACUGAGGGCCAAAGAUGGCUAUAGUGUUAGCUAUACCCCUACCAAAGCAAACCAAGGAGACAGGAUUACAGAUGCUUUCAUGGACAUUUGAAAAUGACUUUUGCUACUACACCGAUGGGAAUAAACUCACUUCAAACUAGUCUGUUUUAAUUUUUUAUGCGUAAUUAUCUUUUUGCCUCCUAUCUCCAACAGAACACAUGUUUUUUCAGCCUUUAUCUGUCUAGACAAGGUAAAGGGAAUCAUUCUUACUGUGGUCUUGGAGGGUUCCAGUCCUGUGCAUGUGUGUUCAGGAGGUAAUUUGCUCUCAUUGUAAUGUCUGCUAUAAUGAAUUUGUACAGAAGAUCUGUGGACCAUCCUGAGCUCAGGUUCCAGCUUUCCUUCCUUUUUAUUCUUGGAACAUCAUUUGUUACCUGUUCACCUCCUAACGUAUGACAUUUCAUUUUAUAUUAAGAAAAGUUAGAAUAGCUCAUGCCACUUGAAUUUAUUUCUUAGUAAGUCAGAUUAGUUGUACACUAGUUACUCGUCUCCACUGCCAUUCCCAGGUGUUUGAUUCUGUUUUUA